Messenger RNA from Lagenorhynchus albirostris (white-beaked dolphin), 1712 nucleotides. It is a transcript of the gene GEMIN6, whose product is annotated as gem nuclear organelle associated protein 6. Gene Ontology annotation, molecular function: RNA binding. The record is from RefSeq and is a predicted model, not a curated record. The coding region runs from base 596 to 1096 and encodes 166 amino acids. Gene Ontology annotation, cellular component: nucleus; SMN complex. Gene Ontology annotation, biological process: spliceosomal snRNP assembly; spliceosomal complex assembly. NCBI's taxonomy places the organism in Eukaryota, Metazoa, Chordata, Mammalia, Artiodactyla, Delphinidae. The transcript has 3 exons.
CCUGCGUUUUUUCAACCCAAUCCUACGCUUUUCUUUCCAGCUCCUGCACACCCUCAGGACUGUACCAAAGGCACACCCCAAAAGAGUAGGCAUCUUAAUUGCCUUACACAGGCCAAAGAAGAAAUACGUUGGUUCUGUGGCUCUUCUCCAAGGCACUGUCACCUCACACUUCCAGAGCUUAAGGAUUUACCUGGAGGGUUCAUGGCAAAAGUGGAAUUCCACUUCCACUCUCAAGGAAGAGGUGGCACGAGUCUUCCCUCUUAAAAUUUUUAUCUUGAAAUGUCCAAUGUGGCAGUGAAAGGCGGACCCCAGCGAACAAGAAAUCUUAUUAUUAUUAUUAUUACAAAAAAAUCUUAGCCCCGCUCCACACCCUGAACCCCAAUUUCAUCACCCCAGGACUCGGGACUCUCAGACCUCGAAUUGUGACCAAGGCCACGGACUACAAAACAGAGAAUUCUGGGGGAAGGAAGUGACGACACGGCGCAAAGCACGCUGGACUCCGGCAGGCUCGGCUCAAGAGACUCCUUCCUUCCAACGCGGCUGCUGAGGACCUGGCGGUGCUAGGAGAUUUAACUGAUCUAGCCAACUGGCAACCAUGAAUGAAUGGAUGAAGAAAGGCCCCUUAGAAUGGCAAGAUUACACUUACAAAGAAGUCAGAGUGACAGCCAGUGAGAAGGAGUAUAAAGGAUGGGUUUUAACCGUAGACCCAGUCUCUACCAAUAUUGUCCUUGUGAACUUCCUUGAAGAUGGCAGCAUGUCUGUGACCGGAAUUAUGGGACAUGCUGUGCAGACUGUUGAAAUUUUGAAUGAAGGGGACCAUAGCGUGAGAGAGAAGCUGAUGGAUUUGUUCAUGUCUGGAGACUGUAAGGCGUACAGCCCUGAGGAUCUGGAAAAGAGAAAGAACAGCCUGAAGAAAUGGCUGGAGAAGAACCACAUCCCCAUCACUGAAGAGGGAGAUUCACGAAGGACUCUCUGUGUGGCUGGGGUCUUGACUAUAGAUCCACCAUAUGGUCCAGAAAAUUGCAACAGUUCUAAUGAAAUUAUUUUGUCCCGUGUUCAGGAUCUUAUUCAAGGACACCUUGCAGCUUCCCAGUGAGAGGCCAAGAACUAUGGAUGCACUGAUUGAAAUAAGACUUCAUUUUUUGAAAAUUCUUUGUUGUUUUUGGUUAAAUCAAAGAUGGGGAUUAUCAGUGCUAAUAAGUGAACUGGGCAAGGAUGACAUCACAAAUAAAAUUAACAUAGGGACAUCAGAAUUAUAAGAGCCUUUCCUUUUGAUGGGGAUACACCUCCAUUUCUUUUCUUUUUUUUUUUUUUGUGGUACGCGGGCCUCUCACUGUUGUGGCCUCUCCUGUUGCGGAGCACAGGCUCCGGACGCGCAGGCUCAGUGGUCAUGGCUCAUGGGCCCAGCCACUCCGCGGCAUGUGGGAUCUUCCCGGACCGGGGCACGAACCCGUGUCCCCUGCAUCUGCAGGCAGACUCUCAACCACUGUGCCACCAGGGAAGCCCACACCUCCAUUUCUGUUAGGCAAGAAAUGUAUGUGAAAAAGAUGCAACAUGUUAGAUUCAAUAUAAAUGCUAAGGUAAAAUCACAGUCUUGUUACAUCCCUUGCACUAACUAGAUGUGUCUGUUUUAAAAUGUUUAUUUAAAAAAUUUUUUUGGUGUAAUGAUGUUAUAGCAUUUGAAUCAGAAUAUAUUCUUUUUUUGGUUGAAA